This is a messenger RNA of Achroia grisella, 3280 nucleotides long. Its product is annotated as zinc finger protein 62 homolog. The record is from RefSeq and is a predicted model, not a curated record. Gene Ontology annotation, molecular function: zinc ion binding. NCBI's taxonomy places the organism in Eukaryota, Metazoa, Arthropoda, Insecta, Lepidoptera, Pyralidae. Bases 50 to 2968 code for a protein of 972 amino acids. Gene Ontology annotation, biological process: regulation of cytokine production; regulation of immune system process; negative regulation of transcription by RNA polymerase II. Gene Ontology annotation, cellular component: nucleus. The transcript has 14 exons.
AUAUACAUUGUAAUGUUUACCGAUUUAGUUUAAAAAUCUUUUAUUUAAAAUGAGAGAUCUAGAAGCCUGUAGGUGUUGUUUAAAUAUAACCAGCAAGUUAAAGAAAAUUAGUGAUGCUCAUAGAAGAAUUUAUACAGCUCUUAGCGGUAUCGAGAUAUCCCCAGGAGAUGGAUACCCAAACUAUCUGUGCAUGGAAUGCCACACCCAAAUUAGGAAAGCCAUUCACUUUAGGAGAAAAGUCCGAAGAGCUCAUUUUGUCAUGAAAGAAAUUAUAUUGGUGAAGAAAGAUCUAAAUUUAUUAGACAUAAACAAAGUGGAUAGGAAAAAAACAAAUUUAAUAUCUAAUAUAAAUAUGAGUGUGACAGACAGACAUUUCUAUUACACUAUGAAUGAGGAAGAAGACGAUAAAGCUAUGAAACAAGAGAUGUUUGAUUUGAAUGGCAAUAUUUUUAAGUUUGGAAUCCAAUCUGAAACCAUAGACAUGGAGGAUCCAUCUCAAGUUGCUAUUGACAAGGAUGUAGAAGUAGAACUUGAUGUUAAUGUAGAGAAUGCUGUAAGAGAAGAGAAUUCUGUAAGAGAAGAGAAUUGUGUAAGAGAAGAGGAAUUGCUUAAUAUUGAUUUGGAAGAUGUUUUUAAAGAUCUUAAAGAAGAGGAAUUACAAUCAGAAGAGAGUGAAGAGGAACUAGAGAGAGUAGAAGAACCAGAGGCAACAUCAGUGCUGAUAUCUGGCGAGAGCGACGGCAAAUAUUUCAAUAAAUCGCCAACUGAGGGAGCCAGGAUCCUAUGUAAUUUUAAUGUUAGAGCACUAACGUUGGAUGAACAGAAAGCUGCCUUCAACAUAAGAUUGAACUCCGAUGUGUUCAAGAAUGCAGUGUACAAAUGCGGAUUAUGCAUUGGAAGCUUUAGUACACCGGAUGUUUUUAUAAAACAUGUGCUGUACCAUCAAAAGUCGCUGGCGUACAGUUACAUGUGUGAAAUCUGCAAACUGUGUUUCAAGACUGAGAUAGAGAAGGAGACGCACAGCAUCUCUGUACAUAUGUAUGAGUAUGAGUGCAAGAGAUGCAAUGAGAAGAUAUACGGAACAAAUACACCCGUGCGAAGCUGGGGCCGGUACCUAGUAUAUAUUUUUAAUUACUUCAGAACUUCAGCGGCAAUACACAAACAUAAAACUGGAAAUAAACUUACGGACAGUAAUUUGAGAGACAAAUUCUUAAUUGUACGAGUAAGUGUUGAGAAUAUGUACAAAAAGGCACUACCUGUGAAAUCCCUGGACAAAGGACGUCGCAGAUAUUCGAAGAAAAACAAAAGUAAAUGUCAGCCAUUGAUGACAUGUGACAUUUGUGGCGAGAUGUUUGUGACGAAGCACAGCAUGAGUAAUCAUAUGCUGGUGAAUCAUUUGUUUUCAUACAAAUGUAGACAAUGCAACCAAGUGUUUUAUAGGAGGAAGGCUGCCUGGAAACAUACAGCAGAUCACGGUCCGAAUAGUGUUAAGAAUGAAAAGAUUAUGAUAUGCCAGUAUUGUCCUAGGAAAGUCACGAAAUACAGUAUAGUCUUCCACAUAAAAAAAUAUCACUAUUCACAAUUCUAUAACCGACACUGUCCCACCUGUGGUAUGUCGUAUUCCUCACCAUGGAGAUUGUACCACCAUCAAUUAUCGGCGCAUCGAUACGUGAUAUUGAGUAAAACUCCCCAUAUGGAGUUUUCAUGCACAGACUGUGACAUACAGUUUGAAUCGAAGGAGGCCUUACAACUGCACCAAGUGAGAAACCAACACGAACAGGCAAAAGAUAUAUUACACGCGUGUAUCCAUUGUAGAAAAAUAUACGAGGGCGCAACAGAGUAUAAUGAGCACGAACGGACAUGCAAGAUUGCGUACCAGUUCCCCAUGAAUUGUCCAUAUUGUGGUGAGAUUAUGUUGAAUACCCGAUAUUACUUAAACCAUUGUAAGAAAGUCCACCCAACACUGGACGAGACGAAGGGUCGCAGUAAGCUGUGCGAACUCUGCGGCGAGACGUGCCUUCUAACGUCCUGGCAGGCUCAUAAACGGAAGCAUGCCUUCAUGAAGAUCCCGUGCAACGUAUGCGGCGUACAGUUAAUUUCGACGCAGGCUCUAUUCAUGCACCACGUGGCCCGUCAUAGCAGAAAACCAUACCACUGCACGCUCUGCCCUUUGCGAUUCCAAUUGAGGGCAGACUGCAAGGACCAUAUACUGAAGGGUCACGCUCCAGAGAUGCCUUUCAAAUGUGACAUAUGCGACAAAAACUUCGUCCAUACAGAUUUCCUAAAAGAACACAUAAGCAAUAUGCAUAACGUUGAAAAAACUACCCUAACACAUUUAACACCAAAGAAAAUCAAGGGUAUACCUUAUAUUUACCCGUACAUGAAGCUAAAUGUUAGCAAAAUCGAUAAACAACUGGUUAACGAGACAGCAAUGUAUAUAUACGAUUUCAAUAAUCGUAGAAUUAAAAAAAUUACGAAUAAUGAUGAUCACUUAAUAACAGAUCACAUUGAUGAUGGUGAUGAUGAAGAUGUAAAACCUAAAAGGAAACGCAAAGCGGGAAAGAAGGAAGUUAAUGAGUUUGGAGAUUUACUAAUUAAUGAAAUAGUCGAAGAUAAAGAGACAACAACAAGGAAACGGAAUAAAGCUAAGAAUAAUGUUAACGAUUGCGGGGAACUAGUAGUCGGUGAUACUGUUAUAAAGAAGGUGAAUAAAAGAAAAAGAAAGAGUGAUUUAGAAGACGAUACUGUUAAAAUAAAGAGUGAGGCCGUAGCAAAUGAGUCAUUAAUCGGCAGUGAUGUAAAUAGUGAACUGUAUUAUGAUAAUCAUGAUGAGGAAAUUAAUGAGUUGGAGGUAUAUGAAGAAACGGUGGUGAUAGGCGAUGACAAGUUCCCAGUGACGGAGAUUGACGGUGAACAGUUUGUCACCAUUAACGAUAUUUUGUAUAAAAUAGAGAGGAGUGACGUAUAAUAUAAAAGAAGAGAAGCAAAAGAAGUAAAAAUGAAGAAUAAAGUUAUAUCAAAAGAUAAAAGAGAGAAAAUAAAAAUGAAGGUUAACCUUACAUAGUAUAAAAUGAAGUCGUUUCUGCUGGCAGUUCACUUAGAGCUUUUAAACUAUGCAACGGAUUUUAAUGUAGUUUACAGCAAUAGAUAGAGUGAUUCAAGAGGAAGGUUUAUAUGUAUAAUACAUGUACACCCGUGCGAAGUCGGGGCGGGUAGCCAGUUUAAUAUAAAAUGAUAAUGAAGAGGUCUGAUAAUACAGCAAGAGUUGUGUUACAUUUGA